GAGGAGAUUUCUGAUCCUCAUGGCGUCUCAGCAACAGUCCAGAAUCCAGUCGUACCUGGAGAGGAAUCAGAUCGGAGCCCUGUUCGAGGAGCUGAUGACCAAACUGAUCACCGAAACCCCCGACUAUCCGAUUCCCUUCCUGAUCCGACACCUGCAGACGAAGCAGGACGGUCCGGGCCGCCUGCAGAGGACGCUCUCCGGAUCCGCCGCCCUGUGGGCAGAGUCCGACUCCUCAGAAAUCAGAACCGAUCCGCGAGAUCUCAGGAGUUACGACCGAGCCUGGCAGGUCCAGCCCAAAAAACCCAAGAAGUCCAAGAGUGACCUGGCGGUGUGUAACAUCUCGCCACCUUCACCCGAUUCCAAAUCACUGCCCCGCUCGAUAGAGCGCCCCGCCUGGGACUGGAGGAGCGAACCCGAGAGCCGAGACUUCGACGAGCUCAACCACAUCCUGCGGGAGAGCAAGAUACUGGGCAGGGCGCUGGAGAACCUGUCGCGAAGUAUCGCUUUAUCUGACGAGCUGGAUCAGGACCCUCGGCUCUGUACCCCGGCGUCUCGACCCCGUGUGGUGGGCGAGUGGUCCGGGCGGGACGAGGACGAUGCCGACCCGCUUGCCGCCGAGAUGCUUCAGCCUCCGGUACCGAGAGCUAAAAACCAGGACUGGAGCAGCCGGGACACCAGUCCUGCUGGCAGUUUGAAGAUGGAGGUGAGGACAAAAGGACUGAAGCAGCAGCAGCAGCACAGGAAGACGCUCCUGGCCGCCAUGCUGUCUCAGGACUCGUUCGACUCGGUGGUCAGUUCGGCUCCGUCCGUCACAGAGGACGAGAUGGAGGACGAGGACGACGACGCCAUGGAGCUGCUGGAGGACCUGGACGACCUGAGGAUGGAGGGGGUCACCGGCCUGGUCUCGUCCGGCAGUAAGUUCAGCCAGGGGCGCGGCUCCUACUGCCCCGAACCGCAGGCCAAAGUCACGCUCAACAUCUGCUCCAGGUGUGCCAGGCUGCAGGGGGGCAGUCUGACUCCGGCUGGUGCCGAAGAGGGACUGGCGCACCACGUUCCCGAGCAGGCUGUGCCAGAAGUUACCUGUCCGUUGCCCGAAGUGACAGAACCUGUGAUCGCAGCCGAGCUGGAGCUGCACAACGCCUCUCAGGUGUCGGCGCCGCGGUACCCAGCCUGGGCUUCAGACGUGAAGCCGGUGAGGGGUUCGAGUCCCCAGGUCCAGAGACGAGCGCUGCAGCUGGAGGAACUUCUCUUCUCUAAAGAACUGGAGAACAUGGGCCGACACCUCGCCGAGGUGGAGAAGGACUUGGCCAAGCUGGCCGAACAGGGCAAGCUGAGCAGGAGUCCCAUCAGCCCCCACAGCAGCCUGCUCCUGCCCCCUAACGUCAACAGCGGCCUCGGCUCCAGGCCCAACUCCCCGAACAAGAUGCCCGUCCUGCCGCCGAUCGUGAGCCGGACUCGAUCUCCCAGCGACCCCUGCGGCCGGGCGCAGACCCCCGGCAAGGCCGUCACCCCCAACAGCCUGCUGAUGCGCUCCCUGCCCAUCGUUGGCCACGGAAACCCCGAGCGUACCUACAGGCGGUCCAGGAGCCGACCGGUCACCCCUACCGGCCAGAUGACGCGACCUCUGCUGACCCCGCCCGGACUCAGCAGCACAGACAGCUUCAGUCUGCACGGCACCCUGUCUGAGGAUGAGUUUUAUAGGCAGUUGCAGGCCCUCAGACAGCCCUGGUUCGUCCCCAGUGACACAGAGAGCGAGUGUGUUGAUGCUCCUGAGCAGGACAAGUGUAAUCCCGGUGGAACGCGCGAUGCCAAGAAGCGCUCAGUGUUUUCAGGCUUAUAACCAGAAAAGGAGAAUGUGACGAGGACCCGUCUGAUGUUUAUGCAAUCUAAACGAAGCCAGAGACUCUUAUUUUUCUAAUUCCUAUAAAAAUAAAUGUGUUUUUAUUCCACAGAGGUUAAUAAUAUUUCUA
Molecule: messenger RNA, 1970 nt
Organism: Trichomycterus rosablanca
Lineage: Eukaryota; Metazoa; Chordata; Actinopteri; Siluriformes; Trichomycteridae
Gene: c23h8orf34
Product: chromosome 23 C8orf34 homolog
Exons: 15
Coding region: 20-1840 (606 amino acids)
Source: RefSeq, a predicted model, not a curated record